AUGUCUGGUGAAAUGUUAACUGUUGUGGAGCCAAGUGAAGAGAACUAUGAGUCACAAGUCCCAGAAACGCCAACGAAUAAAGAUACUCAAGCACCAAGUCAAGUAAAUCAAUCACAAUGUGAGGCUACAUCAAAUAGGACUGGAAAACGUGCGGGUAAAAGGGUAAAGUAUAAUGAUGAUGUUUCUGAUAGUUUAUUAACUUCAUUGAACAAGUUAGGUGAGUUUUAUGCUGGAACUUUGGAGAAUGUGAAACAACUUACAUCUUGCUUUGUGCACGAAAAACACACGGCUGAUAGGAGGAACCAAAUUGUCUCUAUUUUAAAAGAAAUUGAAGGUCUGUCAACUAUAGAUGUGGUAAGGGCUGUCAUGCUUAUCACCAAAGACAAUAAUCUACUGGAUUGCUUUUUCACUAUGGAUACUCUUGAAUUGGGGAAGGAAUUUGUGAAAAUUAUUUUAACUACCAACAGUUCUUAG
This is a messenger RNA of Vicia faba (fava bean), 474 nucleotides long. The record is from the annotation of a GenBank genome assembly. NCBI's taxonomy places the organism in Eukaryota, Viridiplantae, Streptophyta, Magnoliopsida, Fabales, Fabaceae.